Elaeis guineensis (African oil palm) is the source of this 1955-nucleotide messenger RNA. The record is from RefSeq and is a predicted model, not a curated record. Lineage: Eukaryota; Viridiplantae; Streptophyta; Magnoliopsida; Arecales; Arecaceae.
AUAUCUAUUGAACGGGCCAGCUUCGUACACUCCGGUGAUCGAAUAUUUUGGAUCAAUAAGUUGACCACAGGAUUUUAAAGCAUGUGAUCUCCCAAGACCUAGAAUGCUGAGUCUCUAGUCCCCCCAGUCACCCAUCUCUCUCUGCCUCUCUCCCCGUUCCUGGUCCAUCAGCCAUGGGAACCGAAGCUCGAGAUCCAUUAAAGAUAUUCUUCUUCCCUUUGAUGUCCCCGGGCCACAUGAUCCCCAUGCUCGACAUCGCCAAGCUCUUCUGCCGGCGUGGCGUCUCCGCCACUAUCGUCACCACCCCCGGCAACGAGCCCCUCCUCCGGCCUUCCAUUGACCGCGCCAACGCCACUUACCACCACCCUCUAAUCCACCUCCUCCUCCUCCCCUUCCCCCCCUCCGUCCACCACCUCCUACCCUCCGGCAGCGAGAACCUCGGCUCCAUGUCCACCUCCGACCACGUUGACUUCUUCAUCGCCAUCGACGCCCUCCGCCGCCCCUUAGCCGAACUCCUCAGCGCCCACCGCCCCGACUGCCUCGUCUCCGACUCCAUCUUCCCCUGGACCGCCGACGCUGCUUUCGCCCUCGGCAUCCCCCGCCUCGUCUUCCACGGCCACGGCGCCUUCCCCCUCUGCGUCCACCGCAGCCUCGAGCUCCACAACCCCCACGCCGGCGUGUCCUCCGACUUCGAACCCUUCGCCGUCGAGGGCCUCCCAGACCACAUCCAAAUGACCCGCUCCGAGAUCUCCCCCCAUCUUUUCCACCCCGACUUCCUUCGAAUUGUAGCAGAGGCCCAGGAGAAGAGUUUCGGCGUCGUCGUCAACACCUUCUACGAGCUCGAGCCGGCCUACGCCGAGCUCUACCGGAAGCCACCCGGUCCGCGAGCGUGGUUCGUGGGCCCGGUCUCCCUCUCCGACAAGGACGACGCCGAUCGGGGUGGCCGAGCCCCCCCGGACCACCGCCGAUGGCUCAGCUGGUUGGACUCCAAGGCCGAGAACUCCGUCGUCUAUGUGUGCUUCGGGAGCCUCUGCGAGUUCACCGGCGAGCAGCUCCGAGAGAUCGCGCUGGGCCUCGCGGCUUCCGGACACCCGUUCUUCUGGGUGGUGAGGGAGAAGGGUGACGUGGCUGGCGCGGAUUGGCUGCCAGAGGGGAUCGAGGAGAGUGGGAUGGUGGUGAGGGGGUGGGCCCCGCAGGUGGUGGUGCUGAACCACGCAGCCGUGGGGGGUUUCGUGACGCACUGCGGGUGGAACUCGACGCUGGAGGGGGUGGGGGCGGGAUUGCCCAUGGUGACGUGGCCGCUAUCGUACGAGCAGUUCGUCAACGAGAAGCUGUUGACCGAGGUGGUGGAGAUCGGUGUGAGGGUGAGGAGGGGAGGGGGCGGAAGAAGUGGGGUGGUGAGGAGGGAGGAGGUGGCGGCGGCGGUGGCGGCGGUGAUGGGCGGCGGAGAGGUGGCGGAGGGGAGGAGGAGGAGGGCGAGGGAGUACGCGGCGGCAGCGAGGGCGGCAGUGGAGGAGGGAGGCUCGUCGUACCAGGACAUCGGCCGGUUGGUGGCGGAGCUGGCAGCCGCCCGCGCGGCGAGGGGCGGGGAGAAGUGACCGUGAAAGGAGACGAGUGAUGCCGUGGCGGUACCGUCGUAAGAUGGGAAAGCUUUGUCGUUUACUUGAAUAAAAAAUAAGAUGGGAAAGCUUUGGGGUGGGUAAACGCUUAUUGUUCAAACCAGCAACUGAUUCGCCAGACUUGUUUAUUAACCUCCCGCCCUGCGUCAUCAUUGCUGCGCUGUGUUUCUUUGUCGCCGUUGGACUCUAUGAAAGUCCAUGUAAAAAGGACCGGCGCCUAAAAAUACAAAAGCCAGCACUCUCACCUAAAAAGGACCUGUAUCUAAAAUAUCCAAUCCCGUAGAACGUUGGUGCGUGGAACGAGUAUUUGAUGAAUAAAUAUGAUAUAAAUAUUUA